Messenger RNA from Colletotrichum destructivum, 1302 nucleotides. Its product is annotated as Putative SKP1/BTB/POZ domain superfamily protein. The record is from RefSeq and is a predicted model, not a curated record. Lineage: Eukaryota; Fungi; Ascomycota; Sordariomycetes; Glomerellales; Glomerellaceae. The transcript has a single exon. Bases 1 to 1302 code for a protein of 433 amino acids.
AUGAGAGUAGCGCCAUCCACGAUGUGUUCAACCGCCUCCAAGAGCCUUUUUGGCGGCCCGACCUUCUCCUUUGACUCGUUACCUUACCGGCCCAUUGACCAGACUGUCAUCGGUGGAAGCAAGAUGUCUUCCAGCUGUACGGUGGUUGUGACGGAGCAGGUGACAGAGCGCAUCACGGAGCUCAUCUCUUCGCCAACCAUCUACCUCGACGACAGCGGCGAUCUGAGACUCUGCGUCGGUGGCGACGUCGAUGAGUGCCCGCAAGACUUUGUAGUCUGCUCAAGGGCCCUCGGACGGAAUUCGCCGGUGCUGAAGGCGAUGCUGUUCGGCGGGUUCGCCGAGUCCCGCCCGGCGGCCGACGAUGGCGGCGAGUGGAGAGUGGACCUGCCCGAGGACUCGACCGCGGCGAUGGAGAUCGUGCUGAACAUCGUCCAUGGCCACUUCAACCUCGUCCCGGAGAAGCUGCCGCUGAUGCGCCUCUACGACGUUCUCACCAUCACGGAGAAGUACGACAUGACGGUCAUCGUCCGGCCCUGGGCUCGCUCGUGGAUGCAGGCAGUCCGGCACCAAACCGACAACGCCCAUCUGCUCUGCGUCGCGUGGGAGCUGGGCGACGCCGAGGUCUUCGAGACCAUGUUCAAGAAGAUGACGUACGAGUCCAUGAUCGACUUGCAGGGGCGGUUGGUGUUUGGGCACUCGGCACGAGUCUGGAAGCCCGGGCCGGAAGGAUACAACUUCCCCGUUGACAGAAUCCAGUAUCUGCGACCGCCAGAGGUAUUUGGUGAGUUUGUUCUACACGUAGUUUCGACCAGUUUCAAGACGGACGUUGCAUGUAUGCUGAGACGGUGCUCCCCCGCAGAAACCAUCGCCAAGCACCGCCAGGCCCUCAUCUCUGCCCACUUGGACCACUUUGUCAUCCUGUACAGAUGUCUCAAGGAGGGAUGCCGAUACAUGAAGGGAUACUACCACAGCUCCUCGGACGCAGAGGAGUGCAACAGCAUGCUCCUCGGGUCGCUGGUGCGGUGCCUCGGGAAGGGCAAGGUCGACAUCACCAUGCCCAACCCGUGCGAGUCAUAUCGGGGAAACAUCGAGUCCCUGGAGAAGGCAACGAGCGCCGUCAAGCUGCUGACGAUCCAUCGGCCCUCCCCCGCAAAUCAGUGCCUAAAACGGAUAGAAGAGGAGUUGGCCAAGGGCGCGGUGACGGCGGCGGAGACGAAAGGGGAGAUGGUCGUCGUCCGGCCGGAGCUUCGGGGAUACCUCGACAAGCAAUCCCAAAAGACGGGCGUCGCGAUUCCUGCAUAA